AUGAUGAAACCUACCAAAAUUCAAGAAAGUCAGUAUACUUAUGAAUAUCCAAGACACUGGGUAGAGUAUGUAGGAGGUGAGAAAGCUAUUGAAAUAAGACAAGUUAGAAGUAUUCCAGCAGGAAGAACAAUAUUAUUGAAGAACUUUAAUGUUUUGAGAUAUAAUGAUGAAACAAAGAAGCAAGAUAGUUUCCCUGUUGCUGUGUAUGUGAACUUAGAUACAGGAGAUGACAUGAAAGUUUUUAACACAAAGCUUCAAACGGUAUUGAAAGAACAACUUAUAGCAGAAGGACACCAAUUACCUUCAGAAGUUACCAUAGCAUAUAAUUUUGAAACAAACUCAAUAGAUUUUAAAGUCAUCUCUGCAAAGAAGUCAGGAUUUACAUUUAAUGAAGCAGAUGUAUAUUCAAAUGAAAACUUCAAAGCUAUUGCAUGGUUAGAUAAUGACGAUUGCUUUAAGAAAAUAUUUAAAUUCAGUGACUCAAAGAUGUCAAUAGAUGACCUUCGUGGAAUGUUACCAUCGACGUUUACAGUUGAAGGUUCAGCAGGAUUGCUUACAAGAUUGUCAAUUGGUGGCGUUUGUCUCGUGAGAACAUUGUUAUAA
This is a messenger RNA of Trichomonas vaginalis G3, 603 nucleotides long. RefSeq lists its product as uncharacterized. Bases 1 to 603 code for a protein of 200 amino acids. Lineage: Eukaryota; Parabasalia; Trichomonadida; Trichomonadidae. The record is from RefSeq and is a predicted model, not a curated record. The transcript has a single exon.